CUGACAGGAUGCCAAAGACGCUCGAGUCACGGAAAACCUAGAUGGUGAACUCUACGCGGACGGGAACGUGUUACUGUUAUUGGGGCGUGCAGUGAAGGAGAAGAGGGAAGCGGAUGUCAUGGUCGCACUGGUUAUUUUGGCACUCGCUUUCUGGGACACGCUUGAGAAUGUUACAUGGCCGCUGGCUGGCGCCCGGAUGGACCUCGAAGUUCGGAUCAAUCCAGGCGGCCGGGUUUCCUGCUGGGAGAUUUCGAGGUUUGGGUUGCGUGCGCUGAUUGACGGCAUUCAUGCGAGGCUCGGGAUAUCAGAUGGCAAAAGACCGAAACAGUUGCCAAACGCAGAAGUCAAUGUGAGAGAGUACCUGAAUAGUAAUUCCUACAGAGAGUUGGUGGUAUUGCCCAUUCGUGUACUCUGUUUCAAACGUUCAGAGCUUGGCUGAGGCAACCUAUACAGCGCCAAUAUGUUAAUUCAGCCGCGCGGAUAUCGAGAGGAUGGUCCAUCUAUCUGGGCUCCUAAGAGCCACGAUGCGCAUAUCAGCUGGGCUGCCAGUUGAGCUGAGGCUGAGAAGACAGAAAGCGAUAGAGAAAGAGAGCCAGGGCCCGGCGACCAUUCGCAUGAACGGAUGAGCUAUUUCGG
Colletotrichum phormii is the source of this 636-nucleotide messenger RNA. RefSeq lists its product as uncharacterized. Bases 119 to 439 code for a protein of 106 amino acids. NCBI's taxonomy places the organism in Eukaryota, Fungi, Ascomycota, Sordariomycetes, Glomerellales, Glomerellaceae. The transcript has a single exon. The record is from RefSeq and is a predicted model, not a curated record.